GGGCGGGGCCUCAGCGGCCGGGCGCGCGCCAGGCAUGCUGGGAGUUGCUAUGUGCGCUUGGCUGCCGUAGGUAAACCAGAGCUGAGAAGGCGGUGAACAUCCUGGGUUCUCACUGUCGUCGACGGCUGCCUUUGCCCGAUUUAGGCAGGCUUUACUGCGGGAGUUGUUUUCUCCAGAUGAUUCAAGGAGAAAUUUUGUGGGGCAAUGGACCAUGUCACCAGACAGAAGAAACUGGCAAGUUUGAGAAUGGCAGGAGUUUGAACUGGCUCCCAACCAGGUUCCUGUACUAGAGCACGUGACCACUACACCCCACUAAGAGGACCAUGACAACUGCUCAUGGAGCAUAAAAAUCUCUCCAUACUAAUGAGGAUUUGAGUUAAUCAAAAUGAGCAAUCGUAAAACCAAGAAUACCAUACAUGCAGAGUGUCUUUCACAGGUACAAAGAAUUUUACGUGAAAGAUUUUGUCAUCACAGUCCACAUAGCAACCUGUUUGGAGUGCAAGUACAAUACAAGCAUUUGAUUGAGCUACUCAAAAGAACUGCUAUCUAUGGAGAAAGUAAUUCUGUGCUCAUUGUUGGACCACGAGGAUCAGGAAAGACUAUGUUAUUAAAUCAUGCUUUGAAAGAAUUCAUGGAAAUAGGAGAAGUAAGUGAAAAUGUGUUGCAAGUUCACUUAAAUGGACUGCUGCAGACAAACGAAAAAAUUGCUCUGAAAGAGAUCACAAGACAAUUAAAUCUAGAAAAUGUAGUUGGAGAUAAAGUUUUUGGAAGCUUUGCGGAAAACCUUUCAUUUCUUCUGGAAGCUUUGCAAAAAGGUGACCGGACUAGCAGUUGCCCAGUGAUUUUCAUACUGGAUGAAUUUGAUCUUUUUGCUCAUCAGAAAAACCAAACACUCCUUUAUAAUCUUUUUGACAUUUCUCAAUCUGCACAGACACCAGUAGCAGUUAUUGGCCUUACAUGUAGAUUGGAUAUUUUGGAACUCUUAGAAAAGAGAGUGAAGUCAAGAUUCUCUCACCGGCAGAUACAUUUAAUGAAUUCAUUUGAUUUUCCACAAUAUUUGAAAAUAUUUAAAGAACAAUUAUCUCUACCUGCAGAAUUCCCAGAUAAGGUUUUUGCUGAGAGAUGGAAUGAGAAUGUUCACUGUCUCUCUGAAGAUUCAACUGUGCUUGAAGUUCUACAGAAACAUUUCAAUGUCAACAAAAACUUGCAGUCAUUACAUAUGCUAUUGAUGCUUGCUUUAAGUCGAGUAACCGUAUCACAUCCAUUUAUGACUUCAGCAGAUCUGAUGGAGGCACAGCAUUUGUGUAGCCUGGAUUCUAAAGCAAAUAUUGUACAUGGUCUGUCGGUCUUGGAAAUCUGUCUCAUAAUUGCAAUGAAACAUUUAAAUGACAUAUAUGAAGAAGAACCCUUUAAUUUUCAAAUGGUGUAUAAUGAAUUUCAGAAAUUCAUUCAAAGAAAGGCCCAUUCUGUUUAUAACUUUGAGAAACCUGUGGUCAUGAAGGCAUUUGAGCACUUACAACAAUUGGAAUUAAUAAAACCCAUGGAAAGAACUUCAGUAAAUUCUCAGAGAGAAUACCAGCUAGUGAAACUACUUUUGGAUAAUACUCAAAUUAUGAAUGCUCUACAGAAAUACUCCAACUGCCCUACAGAUGUUAGGCAGUGGGCAACAUCUUCACUAAGCUGGCUAUGAAGAUUUUAAUUACAUUUCUGUGAAGACCUAAAAGUACUGCUCUUUAAUAAGAUAUGCUACUACAUUGCUUUGUUUAUAAAUAUUGUUUAUGGGAAACUUGCUCUUAGUAUCUUGGCUGUGUUUUGAAUAAUGACCAUGCAUGGACACAGUUUUAUUAAUUUAAAUUACACCACAAAAGUAGCAGUUCAAAAGAAUAAAUUGUGCUUAUUUUAUGGGUGGUCCAGAAGAUGAUUUGAUACUCUUGUAAAGUGUAUGUGGUCCAUUGGAAAGGUUAACUUCAACUAAGCACUUAGUUUACAGAUCAUAAUCUUAAGCAGUCUGGAGAAAUAGGAACAGAAAAUACAUGAGGAAUGUUGGGGUUGGGCUGGUUUUCCUGAGUUGGUUCCUAUAGGAUCCUCCAGAUCUCCAGCGUUCUAGUUCAGUAGACUAGCCCACUUGGGCUGAAGGGCUUGUGUGGAAAGAGUCCAAACAAUUCAGCAUUUUCUUCUCUGCUUAUCACAAUUGUAGGAAGCUUUUUUUUAAUGUACAUUCUGGGUAUACUUUAUUUCAGAAGGGACCAAAAUUGCCAUCUAACAGGUACCUUAAAGGAUUUCUGGGCAGCUGCUUCCACAAAUACAAUAUUAGCUGUUAGCUUCAAAAAACGGAAUUCUCUAAGAACAUGGUAUGUUGGUCCGAGUCCACCUCCUAAAUUCAUAGACAUAAAUAAAACUAGCAGGUUAAAAUGGUACUUAAUCUCGGUGAGUUCCUUUUUUUCAAGAAUAUUUGAUUGUAUAUUUAGUUAUAGUAAGAUUUUAUAGAAUACAUAUACCCUCUAUGUGCAAUUUGUAAGGUAUCUGCAGAAUUAAAUGCUAUUAUUUACAGAUUAGAAAUCUCACCAUUGUCAGGGUCCAGGAUCACAGUAUGGGAAUGACUGGUAUGACCUUGAAUGCAACUUGGUUAAGUAACAUUCAAGCCAGUGUUGUUAAAAACUAAAGCUUAACAACACUUUUUUUUUUUUUUACUAUUUUUACAGGAUACUGUAGGAAAUAAUUUGACUUUUAAGAAAUCUUAAAUACAAAUUUUCUGUGCAUUAAUGUAGUACCUCACAGUUAAAACCUACUUUCUUCAUACACAGCCUUUGCCUUUCUUAUAGUAAACAUGUUUAGCUUUCUAUGUCUUUUUUUAAUAAUCAAGAUAAAAAUGAAUCCAUAGACAUAUAUGUCCAAUUUUUAAACACUUUCACCUUAUAAGCUGUUCAAACUACAUUAUUAGAUAAUUCUAAAAUGAGAAAACUUAGAUACUAAAAAACAAAUCAUAAGAAUGUUUGUCAUGGAAGUGUCUGUCUAUAAACAUACAAUUCCACAACUUAAGCAAGAAAGGUGGAUACUUUUAGGAGCCUAAAUAAACAUUUCCAAACUAGCCUGAGUUAUCUCAGUAACAAGAAGGGGUGGGGAGAGGUUGGAAUGAUUGUGAACAGAAUGUCUGACUUGAAAAUUUCUGUGCAAUGAAGAGAAUUUAAAAUCUCUGCUCAAGACCCCUGGGCCAAGAGAUGGAAGAACAAACAAAAGAAUUUUCCAUGUAGUCUUUCUCCAUGUGGCCUACUGAAGCUUGUUUAAAAGGCACCUGAUUUUACACAGACACAUGUCUGAAAAAUUAUUAAAAUCUAUUGUUCAAACUUCCAUAUGGUAAUGUCUUAUAAUGUAAGGACAUAGUAUCCACUGACAAGAGUUAGACAUCUUAGGCUGUGCAAUGGAAAACGGUGUCUUUGUAUCAGUGAAUGCACUUCCUACCAUGGUGUGCCUUUUGAUUUGAGUAAAAUGACAGUGCAGGUUCUUGUUACCUUCACUGUUAACCUGAGAGCACAGAAUCUGAUGAAUCUGUGACUUUAAGAAUAAGCCUAUGGUAAUGGGCAAGAAGGACCAACAUAGUCAGAUAACAGAAGAAGGAAAAUUCCCUUAUUUACAAACCUCCCUGAUUUUAUGACCCUUGAAAAUCUCAAGACGGAAGCCUCACUGUAAAUUGGAAAGCUCUCAUUACCCUCUUUAACAACAUAAAUACUAAAGAAAAACUGCAUGUGCAAAUAAUACCAUAUUCAUUUUUUAUUUAACAUGGGGAUGGAAUGGGGAUAGCAUACAUUUUAUUUGUACAAUAUUUAACAAUCACUUAUUCAAGGUGGGAUUUUAUGGGGAUUUUUUUUCAUUUUUAGCUUUCUGUUAAAUACUUGCAGAAAAAAAAAUAGCAAGUACAAUAUGACAGUAGUACAACAACCUGUGCCCAAAACACUGACAAGAAAUACAGAGUAAAGCUAAAAUAAUUGUUUACCAAGAUUUUGAGAGGUAACAAAUAGGGAGAUACGGGUUGAGACUGCAUAAAAAACGUACUGCUGGUUGAAUAUCUGAGGUAAAUGAUGUUUAAUCAAGAUGCUACUUGUAUCUUUGUCCAUAAAUUGUAAAUAAUUUUAUGCACAUUAUACCAAAUCUUCCUAAAAAGUAAUUUUUGAAAAAAGUAAAAAAGAGAAACUGGAAAAUAUCUGAUGAAGCAUUUUUUUAAAAAACAGUAAUCAGUCUAUUCCACUAAACUACCAUCUAUCUGGUGAGGGUUUUUUUCCCCAACCAUUUGAAUUUUACUUAAAUGUGACUUAAUUAUUAAGGAUAAGAAAAAGGGUCAGAGCGAUGUUUUCAUAAUUUUGUGAUACAUGAUUUUUUUUAAGUCCAAAGGUAUUUGUUUGUUUUUCCUGGUUGUAUUUUUAGAAUAUCACCAUGAAAGAUAGUGCAAGUUCAUGGGACCAAUAAUUGUGAGGCACAGUCUCUGUUCUGGAAUUCACAAGGUACCUGUAAUAAAACAUCCAAACAAGAGUCACAAAUCACAUGCUAAAACUCCUAGCAUCUAAAAUACAUACAAGAUCUGUGCAGGGCAUAGAUAGACUUCAAAUAAAUUCAAACACUGGUUACUCCAUCAGUCCUAUGGCAGUUGAUCAUAAAGCAUUUCUCACAUGGGAGAUUUGGGCAAGGUAGAGUAAGAGCAGCAGUUCUGGUGGGUAUCAGAAAGGCAAAGUACAAGACAUCAUGAGCACCAUACACAUGAAGAUAUACAGGGGUCCAAAUUUGCCAUCUCCCUAAAAAUAAAUCAUUUUCAUUCUUUGAUCUUUCUUUUUCAGUAUCCUAACUCAAAUCUUUUUAUCUGCCCACUCUGCACUUACUGUAAACCAAACACUAAAAUGCCCUGCAAAAGAAAGUUUUAACAAGACUAGGUAUAAGGACAGGUAGUCACUGGAACAUUCUUAAUCUUACUGCUUAUAAAAAAGGCUUUCUGUUAAUGUAGUUCUUGAGAGAAUACACGUUUUAAAAUUGAUAAGCUAGAUUUACAUACAAUACCCAAGAUUUCUUUUAAAAAAAAUUUCUAGUAUGAAGACAAAGCAUUUUAUAUCAUGAACCAGUCUUGGUAAAAUUUAUCUGUAGUGCUUUCUUAAGCCAAAUGGUCAUAAUCUCUCUCAUUUAAUCAGUUUUUAAAGGAGGCUGAAUGUUUACAACCAGUAGCAGUUUGCUUAUAGAGGUGAACAAUUAAUUUCCUUGUAUGCGUAUUUUCUUGUGGUCUUCCUUGAUUAGUUUACAAAUGGAAGCAAACCUAAAUCAAGAGUUUGAGGGGCCAAAUAUGUAUAAA
Molecule: messenger RNA, 5329 nt
Organism: Arvicanthis niloticus (Nile rat)
Lineage: Eukaryota; Metazoa; Chordata; Mammalia; Rodentia; Muridae
Gene: Orc4
Product: origin recognition complex subunit 4
Biological process (GO): DNA replication; DNA replication initiation
Cellular component (GO): nuclear origin of replication recognition complex; nucleus
Molecular function (GO): DNA replication origin binding; ATP hydrolysis activity; ATP binding
Source: RefSeq, a predicted model, not a curated record